AUGCCCUGCGCUUCUGUGGCGGGCUGUGUGAAGCUUGCUGCGUCCCCCAGCUCAUCUCUGUCCCUACGUGACUUUGUCUUCGUAUACACUUCUCGCUCUCGCAUGCUACUCAACAACAACAACAACAACAACAACGCCAACACCACACCAACCAUGCCAUCCCGCCACAAAGCCGACGCCUCCGCGCCUCCGCGCCCACUGCCCGCUCUCCCCCCAGCGUCGCCAGAGCCAAUUUCAAUGCCAAAGCGCCCGCGCGGCCGUGACCGCACGGGGAAAGUCACAGUGAACAGCAGCGCGCUGCCCACAACAAGCACCACCCGCCCCGCAGGUCCGCGUCCGCGCCCCGCCCCUCCGCCCCAGCCUCGCGCCCCGUCCACGCCUUCGCGCGCUGCUGUCGCGGCGCUUGUUGCGGCUGCUACGGCAAGGGCGGGCGAGAAGCGCAAGCGGUGGGAUGGUGAGUGCUCCGUUUCUGCUUCUACUGGUGACGCGUCUGCUUCUUCUGCCGCCGUCACGUACGCCGCUGCCAGCAGCAGUGGUGGUGGUAGUGGCAGCAAUGUCGCGGCCUGGGUGCAGGGUGUGUUCGAUGCACGCGCUGGGGCUACUGAGGGAGAGGGAGCGAGAGAAGAGGGAAAGGGAACGGGAGUGGCAGAAGAAGAAAGCAAGGAGCAGCAGGAAGAAGAACAAGAAGAAGAAGAAGCAGAAGAAGAGCCACCACCACCCCUGCACCACACGCCGACGCCGCUCCCCGCCGUGCCCGUUUCCUGCACGCACACGCACGACCACACGCACGCCCAACCCAGCACCACCACCAGCACGACCCCCCCAUCCACACACACAACAACACACAGAACCACCACCCCCCUUCCCUCCGACCUCGCCACCACACUAACUUACCACCCGCCCCCCUCACCACCACCACCCCUCUGCCCCACCUGCGCCACUCUCGCAACAGCAAUCACAGAGCUGCAAGAAGCAGAAUCAGCGUACCUGCGCGCGAGAGACGCGCAUCGCGCAGCCGGGGCGCCGCUGACGGGGCCGUUGCGCUUCGCGAAGAGGGAGCGGGCGCGGGCGUGGCGGGUCAAGCGGCUGGGUGUUUUGCGUCAGGGGGAGGAGGUCGAGGCGUUGGAUCGGUUGGGUGGUGGGGUUGGGGGUGGGGACGAGGAUGUGCACAAGAGCGAGGACGUAGAUGAAGCCGAUGGCAAGAGCAAGGGUGAAGAGGGCGAGGGUGCGCCUGCGGCCGAAACCAUUCAAGGAAAUGCGGAUGAAGACAACGAAGAGCACCAGAAAUCCGUCCAUUUCGCGCCUAACGCGCACUCGCCGACGCGGUACUACCGACCCUCGGCGCGGUAUGCGCGCAGCGAGCGGCUGUGGUAUCGGCCUGGUUUGCAUGCGUAUCCUUACACCACCAGCACCAGCACUACUUCCACCACCAGCACUGCCACUAACGCUACCGCCGCCGCUACCGCCGCCGCCGCCGCCGCCGCCGGUGCUGCUAAGAAACGAGCUGAAGAGCACGAAAACGAACAACAGGAAGCGCCAGGCUGGCUAAACACGAGCGGCGCGACCUGGUCAUGGGAGGAGUGGGAGUGGGAGGCGCUGUGGUCGUCGCCUUCUUCCUCACCAUCACCACCAUCGUCUUCCUUCUCUUCCUCUUCUUCUUCCUCUUCCUUCUCAGAAAACGACGGCGCCAACAUGCUCCUUGACUCCAUGGACGAGAAUGUGGAUAUGCUGGCAGAAGAAAUGGUAGAGGAGGAUGACGACGACAGCACCAGCAGCGACGAUGAUGGCGACGACGAGCAAGAUGAAGAUGAGGGCGGCGAAGAAGAGCACGACGAGGGCGAGGGCAAGGCCGAGGGAAGCAAGGCCGAGACUGUGGAUGUGGAUACAGACACAGAUACAGACACAGACACAGAUACAGGCACAGACACAGACGCCGACGCCGAAGCCGAAGCCGACAUCGAAGCGCGCGAGCGUAAAGAGAUGCCAGAGGCGAUGCCAGAGGGGAUGCCAGAAGAGUAGCGCAUUUGUAAGAAUGUGUGUGUCAAACCCAAAGAAAAGAGCGCGAGAGGAAACGCGGAAAUGUAGGUUGGGUUUUUGGGUUUGUUUCCCUCUCUUGUUUCCUUUCUUUGUAUUUGGAAUUUGGAAUUUGGGUUUGCGUAUGUUUUGUUUGAAUCACGUCAGGGUGCCCUCGUUUAGAUAAGGUUGUAGAUAUAGCGUGCGUGCGUGCGUGCGUGCGUGCGUGCGUACGUACAGAUACAGUGCCGAGUGCGUAGAAAUGCGUAGAAGGACCUAAAUAGGUAGGGGAGGGGGUAUUUGUAUGCUAGAUUAACGCAAGGUCCGUCGCUG
Aplosporella prunicola CBS 121167 is the source of this 2346-nucleotide messenger RNA. RefSeq lists its product as uncharacterized. The coding region runs from base 1 to 2019 and encodes 672 amino acids. The record is from RefSeq and is a predicted model, not a curated record. NCBI's taxonomy places the organism in Eukaryota, Fungi, Ascomycota, Dothideomycetes, Botryosphaeriales, Aplosporellaceae. The transcript is spliced from 4 exons.